Triticum turgidum subsp. durum (durum wheat) is the source of this 1086-nucleotide messenger RNA. NCBI's taxonomy places the organism in Eukaryota, Viridiplantae, Streptophyta, Magnoliopsida, Poales, Poaceae. The record is from the annotation of a GenBank genome assembly.
AUGUCUUCCUCGUCGGACAACCCCAACACGGUCACCGACCGCGGCCUCUUCAGCAAGAGCAGCAAGGACGAGAAGAAGAAGCAGGAGGAGAAGAAAGAGGAGGAGGAGGGCGGCGGCGGGUUCAUCGACAAGGUCAAGGACUUCAUCCACGACAUCGGCGAGAAGAUCGAGGAGGCGGUGGGGUUCGGCAAGCCGAGCGCGGACGUGGCCCGGAUCCACGUGCCCCACAUCGGCCUCCACCGCGCCGACCUCGUGGUGGACGUGCUCAUCAAGAACCCCAACCCGGUGCCCAUCCCGCUCGUCGACAUCGACUACCUCAUCGACAGCGACGGCCGGAAGCUGGUGGCGGGCCUCAUCCCGGACGCCGGCACCAUCCGCGCGCACGGGGAGGAGACGGUCAAGGUGCCCAUCACGCUCGACUUCGACGACAUCCGGAGCACCUACGCGGACAUCAAGCCCGGGAGCAUCAUCCCCUACCUGCUCCGGGUCGUCUUCCUGGUGGACGUGCCCGUGUUCGGCCGCAUCAAGAUCCCGCUGGACAAGUCCGGGGAGAUCCCGAUCCCGUACAAGCCGGACGUGGACGUGGACAAGAUCAAGUUCCACCACUUCUCGUUCGAGGAGACCACCGCCACCAUCCACCUGAGCCUGGAGAACAAGAACGACUUCGACCUCGGGCUCAACCUGCUGCAGUACCAGAUGUGGCUCGGCGACGACAGCGUGGUGGAGGCGGAGCUCACCGAGUCCACCAGGAUCGAGAAGCAGGGGAUCACCAAGAUGCAGAUCCCAUUCACCUUCAGGCCCAAGGACCUGGGAUCUGCCGUCUGGGACAUGAUCAGGGGCAGGGGAACUGGGUACAGCAUCAAGGGCAAGAUCGAUGUCGACACACCCUUUGGCAACAUGAAGCUGCCCAUCGACAAGGUCGGCGGAACCACUCGCCUCAAGAAGGACGACGACGAUGACGAGGUAUAUCAUUUCAUUUCUGUUGAUUGUUUCCUCUGCAUCUUGCUUAUUGCUGUGCAAUCAUCAGACCAGCUGGACGAGGCUUGUCCUGUUUUGACUAGGAUAGUUGACAAUGGAAGAAAUUGA